Molecule: messenger RNA, 1009 nt
Organism: Hydractinia symbiolongicarpus
Lineage: Eukaryota; Metazoa; Cnidaria; Hydrozoa; Anthoathecata; Hydractiniidae
Exons: 4
Coding region: 19-366 (115 amino acids)
Source: RefSeq, a predicted model, not a curated record
GGUAAUAAAUAUAUUAAAAUGGGUGAAAUAGAGCUAGAUUUUGAGAUGGAUGAUUUGGAAAACAAUAUUAUGGAAGAAGACGAAACGAUAAUAAAAUUAAAAAAAGAAUUAUGGAACAUGCAAGAAUGUCGUCGAAAGGAAAGUAUUGAACAAGAAAAGUCCUUGGUGACGUUGAAAAAAGAGAUUGACUUACUGAAAGAGGGGCGUGACAAGGAAAUUGCAGAUCAUGCCGACGCUUUGCGUCAAAUGAAAAAAGAAAUGCGAAGUUUAAAAGAAGAGAAAAGAAGGGAACGUAAGUGUCAUUAUACGUUUCUAUUAGAUAAAAUGAAAACACAUGACUAUAAACUCAUGUGUGUACAUCAUUGAUCAUUUUUAUUACCUAAGAAUGACCUAAAAUUUCAGUGUUUUAAUGACAACAUCGUAGACUGUUGCGAAAUCUUUUAACGUCAUCAUUCAAACUUUCUUAAAAACGUUCUAUCAACAAGCAUAAAUUUCAUGGUGAAAAAGGACAACUUAAAUCAGCACAUUUCAUGACUUUACAGUGCAGAUAUUAUAUUAUGUCGAGCAAUUUAAUUUUUAAUUUUAAUUACUUUCACAACUUACCUAAAGAGAUCAAUCAUAAUUACAAAUUUCAAUUGUUACUUAAAUAGUAAGUAGUAAGUAACAUAAAAUUGAGGACACCGUUAGCACUUGCACGUAAAAUCUUUGAUUAUUAGAAGUUUAAUUUUUUUCAGAAAAGGAAAAAGAGAACGACGAGCUUCGUGCUCGCUACAAAGAAUAUAGGGAUGAGAACCCUGGUCCAAAAUCUGAAAGAUCGUUUCAGUUUUGGAAACAUAAUGGGUAUAAAGACAGUGAAAAAUUCAAAAGGAGCUGGAAGAAACAACUAAAUAAAAAAACUACCACCAGCAUUACAACUAAUGAUAAACAAACACAGUUCCCCGAAACACAAGAGCGAAGUCGACCCUGCACUGUUGUGUCUAAUUGCCAUGACGGAACUAUCACUUUUCAU